Pocillopora damicornis (cauliflower coral) is the source of this 2580-nucleotide messenger RNA. RefSeq lists its product as uncharacterized. The record is from RefSeq and is a predicted model, not a curated record. Lineage: Eukaryota; Metazoa; Cnidaria; Anthozoa; Scleractinia; Pocilloporidae.
GACCCCUGGAACAACAAAAAUCGUUACUUGACUAUUUUCUUGGAAAUGUUAGGAAAGAAUGAAAAGUUCGGCGUCGUUAUUGCUGUUUCAAAGGCUUACGAUAGCGCCACCAGCUUUGUGUACGCUAGGGAGGUCGAUGGAAAUGAAUUUGGCGGUUUCGGCAAACCAUUUCAGUUAUCAAGAAGGUCAAACGACUUUUCAAAACAUGAUUGGGACAACGACAUCCUAACAGAUGAAAAGAUUGGCCUUGGAACAAUCCUGAAAUAUGAACAAUUAGGGGAAGAAUAUCUCUACACGGAAAACACAAAAUUUCGGCCGCAGGAUAUUGAUAAAAUUCAGAUGGACCUUAACUAUGGUGAAGGCGUUUUUAAAGGUAUUAAAGAUGCUCUUCCAGAAGCUAAAAUUUCAUCAACAAAAGGUAUUUACCAGGACAUUGGACCACUAAGGCUUCCAAUUUUCCUCGUCAGCUUUACAUCUGGUGAGAUAAAAAAUGAGAGAAUUUCUUUCAAGACAAAACUUGGGGAAAGUAUAAACCUGAGGUUGAAUUGUAGGGAGAAUCUUUUGUUGUCCCCUUAUCCUGUUAAACUAGAAGUGAGAGAUGUGAAAGGUGACUGUGAUGUUGGUGAUGUAGCUCUCAUCAAAAUGGGAGGCUUGGAAAGUAGUCUAAGGAACCCUACACACCAUGCUGUUUGUGAAGGCCUGAUCAUUAGGUACAAACCAAAAGUAAUUUCAGUUGAUGAGGAGCCAGUGAAGAUUAGGGAUGUGAAUGGAGAGUUGCAUCAGUUAGUAUCUGGAAGUGUCAAGUUUGACAGUGGGAAUGAUGUUGCUACAGCAAUAUCUAAAGAACUUGUAAAUGAUUUGCGCCUUGAGCCCAAUCCCCGUAAGAAGAGAAAUGUGACUUUGGCAGGAGGGUUGAAAAUGUCAUGUGGUUUGAUUGAAAUUAGUAUUGUUGUUAGAGGGCGUGAAUUUUGUGUUAAAGCAUUAGUUGGUGCUGUUGGCCCAGACACCGACCUAUUAGUGGGUAUGGAUGUAAUACAACGUUUAGCUGAAGAAAAGUUUACUCUAGGAACACCCUAAGGUAAAAAUAUGAUGUAGGGAAAGUAAGUGGUUUUAAAAAUAUGCAAGAUUUUUAAUUUAUAUUUAACUUGGUCAUGUUUCCUUUUCUCUAUUCUUUUAAAUGGAAGCAAAAUAUUGUGAAAGGAAACAGUUUUAUUGUUUAAAAGUUUUUGGUAGAGGUUGUCUUUCUUAUUGUCGUCAUUUUCAACUAACCACUAACUGACUGUUUGAAGCCUGUAUUUUUUUUACUCCUAAACUGUUUUAUUAUGAUUGCUAGAAAGCACUUGAAGGUACAGAUUGAUGACCCCACACUUCUUAAAAUGGACUUUUAUGCAAUAUGAACACUUAGGAAAAAAAAUAAAGCAAACCAGAAUUUCAGUAAUGACUCACCAAAAUAAAUUGUAUUUAUAAACACUGCUGUCUAAGUAUGUAUCUACCCCCUUAGGUUCAGUGUUAAUUAAUAGUUACAGCCUGUUUGGCUCUAAUUGUAUGAUACUGAAAGUAUCAGUAGCUGUCUUGCCCCAGGUAUCCAUUAUGCAAUUUAAGUUAUGAGUCCCAAGACUAAGAAGAGCCAACUAAUGGCUCUAAAUUAUAUCGAUUGAAUUUUUUUUUUAUGUACUUGAGUUGCAGUUUUUGUUUGUGAUUUUACUUUGUUUGUUUAGCAACAAAUAACAGCUGAAAUAGAAUUGAUGACUGCACUGCAUAUGUAUUUUAAUAGAAUUAGUGAUUAAGCUUAAAGCCUUAUAAUAAAUCCAAUGACUGUAAAUCAUUUGUAAUUUUAAAUACCACUGUGCAUUCUGGUAUCAAAUAGAUUUUAUACUCCUUGCCAAGCAUAAUGAUUUCUUGUGGUCAAUGAAAUAUGUUGUGGUGGAAGAAGUUGCAUGGUACAAUGUUGUACUUCUCGGGUACAUAAGUAAAAGAUUCUUAAUAUAAGAAAGUUACAUUUUUAAUUGGGUAUGGAGAAUUAAUUUUAGUUUAUAUAACUAUGUAAAUAUGCUUUGAUUUCCAAAAGGUUGUGACUCUUCAUGUAUCUUUCUCCUACUUCUACCUUUCUGUUCAUUUUAGUUCAUUCUUAGUUCAUUCUUUAGUUCUAGACAAUUUACUGAUAAUUAUGGUCACGUGAACUUUGAAUUAUUUUAGUACUGGUUCAAUAGGCUUUUCCAUUGCUUAUUUUCCAAUUGUGGUUUUGCUCAUUAACUAUGCUAUAAUGAGGCAGCCAAAAGCAGUCAGGCCAGUGAGGCCUAAACGAAAAAAACAAACAAGAAAGUAUGAAGCAAGCUAAUGCAUAAAGGAUCACUUACUCCUCUUCUCUGAAAUCACUUUCCCCCUCAUCCUACAUGUUCUCUUCCUAAAUAAAUAAUACAAGAGAAAAAUUCAUAUUUAACAGCUUUCAAACUACCCUUCACCUCUCCAAAUACUCCUUUUUAUGUCAUUUUUGUUAAUUUCUUAGCGAGAGGUUAAGGGGAAGAGAAUGCUGUCACUGACAUGUCAUUUGAUCCCAUUAAAAGAAAUUUUGAUAUCUGU